AUGCUGCUGUUCUGGACGUUGCUGAUCUGUUGGGGGCUGCUGCCCCAAGCCCAAGGGAAGACCCACAGCCCACUCCUCCUGCGGGUCAGUCAGAGCCAGCUGGAAGCAGACAUUUCAGAUCUAUUUUCGGAGCAUGAAAUUCUGAACCAUGUGAUCAGAAUGCCCGUUGGGGGAGCCUCAAGCGAGAGUGUGUCUGUCCUGGAUGACUUGCCCUUCGUCAGAGAGCACCUCGUCAAGAAGAGAAGAGGGCUGGACCUAUCAGUGGUUGGGGAUCUGCUCUCUGGGGAGACUGUGCCAGAGCUGAGGGAGCUGCUGGAGACAGGCGGGUUGGUCAUAGAAGAUGCCAAGGGACCUGAGGUCACCCUGCAAAUUCUAAGUGACAGUUUGCUACAGGUCACACUGCGCUGCAAACUGUACCUCUCACUCCUGGAGAUUGUGUGGCUCAGAGUCAUCAAGAACAUACGCAUCGGAGUACGGCUAGAACAGAUAGGCAACAAAACGCAGGUGGCCCUCGAGGAGUGCCAUACCCCACCUGGAAGCCUGAGCAUUGAGAUCCUGAAGCCGACAGACUCCCUGCUGGUGAACAAACUGCUGAAAUUGGUGGCAGGCACCCUGGACAAAUCACUACCCUUUCUCCUCCAGAAGAUAGUGUGCCCCGUGGCCACAAGCCUGCUCAACUCACUGCUGGAAGACCUGCUGCACAUCACUGUCCCCCCAAUCAUCUCGGGUCCUGAUGACUUCCAGUACUAUGUGACAAAUACAGAGUUCACAGAGGAGGCCAUCCUGAUGAGAGUGCAGCUUGUGACUCCCUGCCACCCAGGACAGCUGGCUCCAAGGCCAGAGCAUGUGAUUCCUCCACCCCUUCCAGGAUUAGCCCAGGACAGCAUGGCAGACAUGGCCUUUUGGCUAGAGGUCUACAAUGACAUCCUGUCUUGCCUCUACUCAAGUCAGGAGGUUCACCUGGACCUGCAAGACUCCACAGAAGCUGACCUCUGGCAGCUGUUGUCACUGAGAAUGCUGCAGCCCGGGCCGGAGGCCUCUAAUCAGUCCAGAGGGACCCUGGGACUGGUCAUCAGGACUCCAGAUCCCCCCAUUGUCCACCUUGAUGGCCACAGGGCCAUGGUCAUCCAGCGGGGCUUACUGAUGCUCCCUGGGACCAACAACACCUCCUCUGAUGCAGUGACCUGGCAACUCCUUUCCAAAGCUGUGUUUUCCUCAAGAAACCAGAAACUAAAACUUCAGUUCACUCCACACAGCACCAUGGUCACCCUGGGCCCUUACCAUGCCAUCUUUAAGAAGCAGGAAGAACGCCUGAAGGCCUUGCUCUUAGAGUUCCUGAAGAGAAGGUUCCUGCCUCACCACAACAAGUGGCUCAGAGAACAUAGCCUCCCACUGCCCAACAUCAAGGGCAUCUCCUUCAGCCAGGCCCAGAUGGAUUUCUCCCAGGAUUAUAUCCUGCUGAUCGUUCCUGCGUAG
Nannospalax galili (Upper Galilee mountains blind mole rat) is the source of this 1476-nucleotide messenger RNA. RefSeq lists its product as uncharacterized. Lineage: Eukaryota; Metazoa; Chordata; Mammalia; Rodentia; Spalacidae. The transcript is spliced from 15 exons. The coding region runs from base 1 to 1476 and encodes 491 amino acids. The record is from RefSeq and is a predicted model, not a curated record. Gene Ontology annotation, molecular function: lipid binding.